Messenger RNA from Lactuca virosa, 588 nucleotides. The record is from the annotation of a GenBank genome assembly. Lineage: Eukaryota; Viridiplantae; Streptophyta; Magnoliopsida; Asterales; Asteraceae.
AUGAUCAGUGACUUGGCACUUGCAAAAGAUGACUACACGAUCAAGGUUCGAAUCAUUCGUCUGUGGAAACAGAUUCCUAUGAUUGGAAUGAUAUUGAUGGACGAAAGGGGCGCCAAAUUUGAAUGUAAUGUGGAUAAACCAUUUGCAUCCCUACAAAGAAAAACUUUGGAAGAAUAUGGUGAUUACUACAUUCAAAAACCCAGAAUAGGGUUAAAUAAUGGUGCUAUAAAGUUUGUUGAUUGUCCACAUAAACUCUAUUUCCAGUAUAGCACUAAGGUUAUUAAAUGCAAAGACUUUUGUGGGCCCCAUAAUUCCUUUGCUUUCAUUGACUUCAAACAACUUCAUUCUAAUUCGAUCCAAGCCAAUGUGUCAUUUGAUAUUAUAGGAAACGUUUUCCAAUGUUUUCCAUUGGAACCUCCAAAAGACAAACAGGAGCAGAAAAUCACACUAAAAAUGGAGGAUUUAGAAGGACAUGAAGUUUUUGUUACUCUAUGGGGACGUUAUGCUGAUGAAAUUGUUGCAUAUGUUUCAAACAAUCAUGGUCAUUUUGUAAUGAUUAUUCAACUUGCUAAGUUCAAGAAUGUCUGA